GAGCACUUAUACAAGCUGAAGAAAGGAUUCGUGCAGAAUAUCCUGAUGCACCCCCUCCUCGAACUAUGCAACGGCAGUCUGCAACCCAGGCUGAAGUCCAGGAACCACUUCUAGCAUGUGAGGUGCCCAAAGCCUAUUCAGCCGCCUUUGGCCAAUCGGCCACUCCCGCCACCAAUGCUCCUGCAAACCCUCGGGCAUCCCAAGUCACGCAGGCAACCCCAAAACUUGCGAAUCGCACCACCUCUGGUGGGAACCAAAAUGCCUCUCCCGCUUCAACGUCAUCCAAGCGGCAAGGCGCGUCUCCGUCAGCAAGCUCCCCUUCGUCCCCCCAGUUGUCCCAAACGGCAGUUGUGAAAAGAAAAGUAGAUGUCGGAGAUGAACCGAUGGAGUCCCCGACGUCAUCCGCCCCUCCGACCCGCCGCGCUCGCGCAUCUACCACAGCGACCAAUGCCAGCGAUGACAGUGGCCCUGCACAUGGCACACGAGCAACGAACAAGCGAAAACCGAGCCCAUCGACUAUGCGUGGCGCACGAGGACCCCGGAAACGGUGACCAUUGUUAUGAAAUUUGCGUUAUUUUGUUUGCCCCUCAGGAGUGAGAUUCCUCUCCCAAUCUGCCAACCCGGUUAAUCCAUCGUUUUUGCUUUCUUCGUUAUAUCGUCACUUUGUUUGAUUCUUAGUAGUUUUCUUGGGUCCCCAUUGUACUAUCCUAAUCUUCGUUAGAUUUGUAUGAAAUAGCGCAUCUCAGGUGGCAUGUCAACUCAACGUUGACGCUGCCUAUGAUUAUUGCGAGCAUGUUGCUGAUUAGUGUGUGUCACUGGUCUAAGAACUGCGAC
Messenger RNA from Cantharellus anzutake, 834 nucleotides. RefSeq lists its product as uncharacterized. The record is from RefSeq and is a predicted model, not a curated record. The annotation marks the transcript as partial. The transcript has a single exon. Lineage: Eukaryota; Fungi; Basidiomycota; Agaricomycetes; Cantharellales; Hydnaceae.